Haliaeetus leucocephalus (bald eagle) is the source of this 738-nucleotide messenger RNA. RefSeq names its product 6-pyruvoyltetrahydropterin synthase (gene PTS). NCBI's taxonomy places the organism in Eukaryota, Metazoa, Chordata, Aves, Accipitriformes, Accipitridae. Gene Ontology annotation, biological process: tetrahydrobiopterin biosynthetic process. The record is from RefSeq and is a predicted model, not a curated record. Gene Ontology annotation, cellular component: mitochondrion. Gene Ontology annotation, molecular function: 6-pyruvoyltetrahydropterin synthase activity. Bases 1 to 378 code for a protein of 125 amino acids. The transcript is spliced from 6 exons.
AUGGGUAAAUCACUGAGUGAUGAAGAAAACCUGAAGCUGUUUGGCAAAUGCAACAAUCCAAACGGCCAUGGGCACAACUAUAAAGUUAUAGUCACUGUGCGUGGAGAGAUUGACCCGGUCUCAGGAAUGGUUAUAAACCUGACAGACCUGAAACAAUAUAUGCAGGAGGCGAUCAUGGAACCGCUUGACCACAAAAACCUGGAUAAGGAUGUGCCGUACUUUGCUGAAGUUGUGAGCACCACAGAGAACGUUGCAGUAUUCAUCUGGGAAAACCUCAAGAAGCUCCUGCCCAUGGGAACUCUUUAUAAAGUCAAAGUGUAUGAAACGGACCAGAACAUUGUCGUUUAUAAAGGAGAAGAAACAAUCUCUGAGAAGUAAAAUGAGCUUAAGCUCAAUUGGUCAGAAACUCUGCUGCAUGAUCAGAUCAGUGGAUUGCUUCAACCCUGCCCACAGUAUUUCUUGCACCUAGACGUUGGUUACGUAUUACAUAAGGGCAAAUACAGAUGUUUCACAAGAAUUCUUGCAGCAAUCUAGCAAUUUGGGUUCUCAGAAUUUGUUGAUUUUGUCUGCUUUUUCUCAAGACAUUCCUGUUUUGCAAACCCAAACUACCAAGCUGAUGUGAAAUUUAUAAUUGUGCCAUGAUAAGUAAAGCAGCCUUCUAGAGAGGAGAUGGCCUGGCAAAGUGUAUGUCCUGUCCAGUCACAAAAGGCUUUGAUUUUUCUUUAAUUAAACAUUGGA